Molecule: messenger RNA, 4898 nt
Organism: Harmonia axyridis
Lineage: Eukaryota; Metazoa; Arthropoda; Insecta; Coleoptera; Coccinellidae
Gene: timeout
Product: protein timeless homolog
Exons: 19
Coding region: 396-4805 (1469 amino acids)
Biological process (GO): DNA replication checkpoint signaling; DNA repair; replication fork arrest
Cellular component (GO): replication fork protection complex
Molecular function (GO): DNA binding
Source: RefSeq, a predicted model, not a curated record
AAUGAGCGCGAAGUUCCUAACCUCACAAAACUUUUGAAAUUUGUUGUGUUGUUUCACGUUUACGAGCUAUUGUUAUUUCGUUAUUAAUUCCGCGAUGGUGAAAACGACAUAUUGAUAAAACAAUAGUAGUGAGUGAAAAGCGUUUCUUACUCCCCUACACCUAAUUCAUCCGUUCAUCCUACAGUUUUUGAAAUGCGAAAGUCUGCGUUUCAGACCUCGCUCAACUUUUAUUAUUAAUCAAGGCAACUUUGGCAGAAUUUUGCAACUUUAUUCUCAUCGUCGCCUUGUUUACGGCCAAACUCGCCCGAAAAUUAUUUCGUUUACACCGCCUAGAAAUAAACUUUGUUACUUGUCUUAAUUAAAACCAAUUUGUUUUGGCUUUUCCCUCGAAGAAAAUGUCUUUAGUGUCUGCUGAGUUGGCUGCGACCUGCAGUGCUCUUGGAUACUACGAUGACAAGACGAAAAAGUAUCAUGCAGAUGAGAAUGUCCUGGAAACUGUGAAAGAUUUAAUUCGUUAUCUUAGAAGGGAUGAUGAAAACCAUGAGAUUAGAAGGGAGCUCGGAGAGUCCAAAGUUCUUGAGGCUGAUUUGUUGCCACUUCUGAAAUCGUACUGGGAAGAGACAGAAUUAUUUGACAUUCUACUCAGGUUAUUGGUUAACUUAACAACACCUCCGUUGAUCCUUUGGAAUGAAGAAAUACCAACCGAUAAGAAUGUGAGAAAUUAUUAUAUGCAAAUUGAGGAACAUCUGCAGAGUUACAAAUUGUCAUUUGCUGAUGAAGGGUUAUGGUCAGUUCUCAGCUCCCGAUUGAGCAGCAUUCUAGAACAAGAAGCCGUGGAACGCACAGACGAAGUCAGCCUCAUCAUCGAGCGAAUACUGGUGCUGAUCAGAAACAUCCUCUACGUCCCAGCUGAUCGCACCCUGAAGAGAAGACCAGACAACGACGCCAAUGACCAUGACCAGGUGUUGUGGGCCAUGCACCAAUCAGGCAUCCUGGACAUCCUGCUGUACAUAGCGUCUUCUACCAAUGAACAAACUUAUCACGCCCACGUACUCGAGAUCUUAUCUCACCUGCUGAAAGAACAGAACCCAACGGAACUGGGCAAGACGGAACUGAACAGGAACUACGCAGAGAAAGUUAAGGACGAGGCUGAAUUGCUGGCUAUAAGGCACAAAGAAACGAUAAAGAGGCAGCAGAAGGCGAAGCUUUAUAGCGGAGCUAGACACUCGAGGUUCGGCGGCACCUUCGUGGUCAAGUCCAUGAAGUCGAUCAGCGACAACGACCUCAUCUACCACAAGCCUCUCAGCCGUCUGGACGCCCUCUCAUUCGACGCCGAGAAGCAGAAGCCGAGGACGCCAAGAAACAGACUGCCCAUCCACAUGGAACCCGUGGAGAGACGCUCUGCCUUCUCCAUACGUCUGUUCCUCAAGGAGUUCUGCGUGGAGUUCCUCAAGGGCGCCUACAACACCCUCAUGUACCAGGUGAAGGAUCAACUGGUCAGGUCCAAAUCUCACAACCACGACGCGUCGUACUACCUCUGGGCCAUCAGGUUCUUCAUGGAGUUCAACAGGGCGCACAAGUUCGAGGUCAAGUUGGUCAGUGAAACCCUAUCGGUCCAAACUUUCCACUACGUGCAGCAGCACAUGGAGAACUUCUUCGACAUGAUCCAGAGUGACAAGAAGAAGCUGAGGGCGUGGUCGCGUAGGCUGCACAUAGCCCUCCUCGCUUACAGGGAACUACUACUCACCCUCUGCUACAUGGACAAGUCGCCGGACGGCACUGUACGUGACUCCAGCAAGGUGAUCAAGAGCAACAUCUUCUACGUGCUGGAGUACAGGGAGCUGGUGCUCACCCUUCUCCUCACCUUCGACGAGCUGAAGAUGUCCGAUCAAUACCUCAAGGAUUUGAUGGAGACCCAGCACAUCUUCCUUAGGUCUUUCGAGGCCUUCUGCAAGGAUGGCAGCGUUAUUGUGCAGACGAAGAGCAAGGCCAAGAGGAAGAAGAAGAAAGCGCCUCCUGUACAGGUGCCACUCGAAGUCAGCCUGCAAAAUAGGUGGGACGAAGCCUCACAGUACCUUGCAACAGUUUUGGAAGGCAACAACAUUCCGACAGAUGUCGUUCCGUUCGACGCCACUUCCGAUGUACCUAUAGACGAACAAAAAUCGGAAACGAUGGUUAAGAUCCAGAAGCAGCUGAGGUGCGGGGAGCACGAGAACGCAAUAGGGCUAUUGCGUGCAGCCAGAGAGGUGUGGCCAGAAAAUGAUUCAUUCGGCAGCCAAGGAAUGUCACCAGAAGAGGAGUUUGCAGCCUUGAGGGACAUAUUCCUAGCAGAUUUAGGAGAAAACGAUGAGCUAGUCCAACCUCAACCAGUUUACGAUGAGAACGAUGAAGAGGAAGAAGAAGAUGAAGAUGGUGGAAUCAACUUUUCCGAAAAUGACAUCAAAUUUGAAGAUUUCUGCAAACGGCUGAGCCAUCCCAAGAUAGUCAGAGCAACAGCCUUGGCUCUGUCCAUGUUCGAAGAGAAUUCAGUGAACACCAACCAUUGCAUCGUCAAGUUGAUGCACAGAAUCGCAUUCGAUUGCAAGAUGUAUGCUAUGAUGUACCAAGUCUCGCUCUUCAUGACGUUUAAGAGGAUAAUGGACCUCAAAGGAAUGCCAGAAUAUAAGGAACUUGUAAAAUUCGUGACGUACAUUCUACGCCAGUUCUUCAAAGCGGCGGAAACCAAUAAGAAAAUCUUCAUGGAAGCUCUCUUCUGGAAGUCUUCUAAGGACGCUUACGAUGUAGAGUAUGGCUAUGGAAGCUACCAAGAGAAGGCCAACUCGAACGUACGCGUCUGGACGGAGGAAGACGAGGACGAGGUUCGUCGCCUGUUCAUGGAGCACAAGGAAAAGCAAUUAGAGGACGACGUUGUCGAUUGGGUGCUGGAAAACUUGAUAGACAACACGCGUAGCAGACGAGCCCUCCUGAAGAAAAUGAAGGAGCUCUACCUCCUCACCGAUUACAAGAAAGGCAACGCAAGGAAAUCCGCUAAGGUACCGAAACAUUGGAGCCCUGAAGAGGAGGACCAACUGACGGAGUUGUACGAGCAAUUCAAGGAUGCUAUGGAUCCUCUGGGUUGCAUCAUGGACAGACUUAAUGUAUCGAGGUCGAAGAAUAGGAUCAUCGAGAAGUUGCUGGUUCUUGGUUUGAUACAGGAUAGGAAGGAAGUUAGAAAGAAGAGGACUAAGGGAGCUUCAAGACCCAGAUCUGGUCCUAGAAAUGCAGAAUCCGACCGUUCAGAUGGCAGCAGUGGCUCGGACGACGACGACGACUCCGACGGACCAUCGACUAGCAUCGCAAGAAGAGCCGACGUCGGUAGCAAGAAGAAGAACACCAAGAGAACGACAGUCGUAAAUGUUUCAUCAAAGAGGUUGGCAGAAUUGAUAUUAGGCGUUGCAGGAUCAGGUAUGAACGAGUCUUUAGAUUGGCUCAAAGAGAGCUUUUCAGAUGCUAUAGAAGACUUUGAUGAAGAAGCAGAUGAAGGAAUACCUCUAGUACCUAUUAUGGACUACUCAGUAACGGCCAUGGAAAAUCCUGAUUUCCAAAAUAUGUUACAAGCGAUGGGCAUUUCAAAACCUUCAAAUGAGCAAGAAACUUAUUGGAGAAUACCAAGUAAUUUACCUUUGGAUACUCUGAAGAUCCUUCUUGAUUUAUUAUCUAAGGCUUUGGAGGGUAACCUCACCAUACCUGAAGAAGAUGUUCAUAUUGCUGUUGGACAACAAGAUAUAUCUCAAAUAGAGCAGAAUGAAGAAUCACCUCCGAAUACAGCAGAAACUGCCGGAAACAACUCAGAGGAAUCCGAUGAUGAAGAUGUUUUCGAGUUGAUUAGGAAGAGUAAUAAUCGAACAUUAGAACAACCUUCAACCAGUUCCACAAAUGAGAACAAAAGGAGAAGACCAUCUAGCUCAGAAGACGAUGAGAACCAAAUAAAAACGGUUAAAAAAAGAAAAAAUACUAUACAUAGAAGUAACGACAUUGUAGAUUCAGAAGAUGACGAUGUUACCAAUGGAGAAGAAAUAACACAAAAGAAACCAAAACGAAGAGUGUUUAUAGAUGAAAGUAGCAAUGAAAGUAAUGCUCAAAACUUGGAAGAACUGCACAAUUCCUCUUCAGAUGAAGAUAUUUUCGAAAAGUUGAAGAAAAUGUCUGAUGGUAAUCAAGAAGAUAAAUCAGCGGAAGAAAAACAGUCCAAGAGUGUGAAACUAUCUAAAAAGCGAAGAACUUCUAACUCAAAUGAUAUUUCAUAUGACAAUAAUGAAGAUCUGCUAGCUAUGGCUGAAGAAAAAUUAAAGAAUGAGAGAAAAAAGAAGAAAGAUGCCAAAACAUCCAAAAAAGAUGGUAGUAAAAAAACAAAGAAAGGAGAAAACUCAAAACUUGAGCAAAAAACAUCAAAGAAAGCACCCCCCAAAAAAGUAGACACCAUGGUUUACAAAAGUAAAGAAUUCAUUUCUGAAAGUGAGGAAAGUAGUGAUGAUGGUGAAUCUGAAAGAAAAUUAAAAGACCAUUAUGAACAACUACUACAGAAAGAUAUAGAGGAGCUGGCUGCGAAGAAAGCUAUCUUAUCUAAAAAUAAUAAUGAUGAGAACGAUAGUGAUUUGGAUACAAGUGAAAAUGCAAAUUCGAAAUCUAACAAGAAAAAAUUAGUAUCCGGGGAAUCCAACACAGAUGAUACAUCUGAUGAUGAAGAAUCAAAUAAGGAACAUACAAGUUCAAACAAAACAAAAAAGUCUGCAAGGAAGAUAAUGGAAACUGAUGAAGAAGAAUAGAAGCUAGAUUUUUGUUGAUUCCAGUUUUUGUUUUCAUUUUAAAAUAAAAAGUUUCAAUGUUGAGAAUUAUUAUUCAAUAAAGAAUAAGAAAGA